This is a messenger RNA of Solea senegalensis (Senegalese sole), 1603 nucleotides long. RefSeq lists its product as uncharacterized. Lineage: Eukaryota; Metazoa; Chordata; Actinopteri; Pleuronectiformes; Soleidae. The transcript has a single exon. Bases 167 to 1192 code for a protein of 341 amino acids. The record is from RefSeq and is a predicted model, not a curated record.
GAGGCUUUACUUCUCUUGGUGGGCAUGAAGCUUAUUAUUGGAGUGACAGUUGUGGGUGAAGUUGCAAACGUGAGGUCUAAUCUUGAUAGGGUCUGCUUCUCGAUCACUGCCUAAAUAGAUUAGUGUUAAAAUUCAGACAGGACAUUCCAGUCUCUCCUCUUAUAUAAUGGCGUGUUUUGCUGCCACACUUGGUAUCGUUAUUCUUUCAGGACACAUCAAGCUCUCCGCAGCAAACAAGGAAGCCUGCGACCUCUAUGCUGCAGUUGGACAGAGUCGGACUCUGCCUCUCGUCUACAAGGGACUGACAAACAAACACACGCUGAGGUGGACUCACAAUAAGACAAUAAUCUUCUACAAACAGAAUGGCAGAGUGUCUGUUGGAAAGACAGAGGACGUUUCUGCAACCGGAGCUCUUCAGUUAAAGGCCGUACAGUUCUCAAGUGCAGGAGAUUACCAAGCAAAUCUACUGCAUCCAAACGGUACUUUUGCCCAAUCGUGGAGCGGCCGUCUCUGUGUCCUGAACAAGGUAUCAAAACCUAAACUCACUUAUGUCUGUGACUUCAAGUCCAGUGCUGUUAAUCUAAAUUGCAAUGUAGCCAAACCCCAGGGUUUGUUGUUCUCAUGGACACUUGAUGAUAAGACACUGCAAAGUGAAGAAAGACAAACUUUGAGUAUAUCACUGGCUCACUUGAAAGGAGAGAGGAACUUCACAUGCAGUGUGGCAAACAAGGUCAGCAAAGAGAGGAGUGAUACUGUUUGUCCAGCCUGUAAAAGUCCAUCACCAUCACCACAAUCAAAGGAGCUCUGUUUUAAACCUGCGACUGUUGUGCUAGCCUUAGCAGGAGGAUUGACUCUGAUUGUGCUUUUGCUCAUCAUCACCAUCACAUUAUGUUGCUGCCACAGACGUAAUGAAACACAAAAGACACUCACAGGAAAAGGUGACGUCAGAAUGCUUUCUCUAAACAAGCGAGGGUCAGGGUCCAUCAGCCCCGACUAUGAGACGAUGCACCCGACUGAGAACACUACUCUUCCAAGCCAUCAGCCUUCACCGAAAGCCUGUUACCAGGAAAUGUCUCAGCCUGACGUUCAGAGUGAAAGCAAACCUCUGGAUCUGCCCACAGCUGCUGAGACAAAACAACCUUCGCCUGUGCCCAAACCAAGGACCAAGAGUCCACAUCAAACAACUAAAUGAACCUGAAACAUGUACCGGUUAUUGUGACCCAAUACAACUGAACCAAUAUCAAGAAACUUUAUUCUACAUUUUUAAUCAAUGUCAUUUUAUCACUGUAAAAAUGCAAUAUGUAAGCUAUAGUGACAAUGUAAAUCUUUAAAUGUGAUGUGACUUAUCUAAUAUGCUGUGGAAGUGAUAUUCUUUAACCAUGUCUGUGCAACUGGCUUAAGAAUAAGUGUUUCAUUUGUGAUUUAAUAAUCCUUUGUUUGGUCGACUAAAAAUAGUGUUUGGGUUGUGUAGAUAGUAACAUAUCAGAGAGAAACGGUGUGUUGAUAGUUUUGAAACAGCAUUUACAGCAUUCACAAAUGUAUGUCCUUAUCUCGUCUGAAUUUUAUUUUCUAAUAUCACCGUAAUAAAUAAAGUUGCAAGGAA